Molecule: messenger RNA, 1585 nt
Organism: Gastrolobium bilobum
Lineage: Eukaryota; Viridiplantae; Streptophyta; Magnoliopsida; Fabales; Fabaceae
Product: probable alpha-amylase 2
Exons: 13
Coding region: 88-1329 (413 amino acids)
Biological process (GO): carbohydrate metabolic process
Molecular function (GO): calcium ion binding; alpha-amylase activity
Source: RefSeq, a predicted model, not a curated record
UAUAAAUACUAAUACCUCUAAGGUUCUUCCCUUCCCUACUCAACCUGGUUACUGUAUUGGUUCAGUGUUCAUAAUAUUUGAGUUAAUAUGGGCUUUAAGAGCAGUGAACGUGAUCAAACCAAUCAACAAAAUCAUAGCGGUGCAGUUUUGCGAGAUGGAAAAGAAAUACUUAUUCAGGCAUUUAAUUGGGAGUCUAACAAAUACAAUUGGUGGACAAAUUUAGAAAGUAAAGUUCCUGACAUAGCUAAAGCUGGAUUUACUUCAGCAUGGUUGCCACCACCAACUCAAUCCUUCUCACCUGAAGGUUACACUCCACAGAACCUUUACUCCAUUAAUAGUAAAUAUGGUUCUGAGCAUCAGUUAAAAGCUUUGCUUCAAAAGAUGAAGCAAUACAAAGUCAGAGCAAUGGCUGAUAUAGUUAUCAAUCAUCGUGCUGGCACCACCCAAGGACGUGGAGGGAUGUAUAAUCGUUUUGAUGGAAUUCCAUUAUCUUGGGAUGAACAUGCUGUGACAUCAUGUACUGGUGGAUUGGGUCAUAGAAGCACAGGGGCCAUUUUCCAUGGGUUUCCCAAUAUUGACCAUUCUCAAGAUUUUGUGAGAAAGGAUAUCAUAGGAUGGCUCCGGUGGCUACGCCACAACGUAGGCUUUCAGGAUUUUCGUUUUGAUUUUGCAAAAGGGUUUUCCCCAAAAUACGUGAAAGAAUAUAUUGAAGGAGCAAAGCCAUUGUUCUCUGUUGGGGAGUACUGGGAUUCUUGCAACUACAAUGGUUCUGCUUUGGACUAUAACCAAGAUAGCCAUAGGCAGCGAAUAAUCAAUUGGAUUGAUGGCACUGGACAGCUUUCAGCUGCAUUUGACUUCACAACAAAGGGGAUUCUUCAGGAAGCUGUCAAGGGAGAUUUUUGGCGUCUGCGUGACCCUCAAGGGAAGCCACCAGGUGUGAUGGGAUGGUGGCCUUCAAGAUCAGUCACAUUUGUAGAUAAUCAUGAUACAGGCUCAACUCAGGCUCAUUGGCCAUUCCCCUCAGACCAUAUUAUGGAGGGGUAUGCGUACAUAUUGACUCAUCCCGGGAUGCCUACAGUUUUCUAUGACCACUUUUUUGACUGGGGCGGCUCAAUUCGUGAGCAGAUUGUGAAGUUGAUUGAUAUUCGAAAGCGUCAAGGUAUUCUGAGUAGAUCACCCAUCAGGAUUCUGGAGGCCAAGCAAAACCUUUACUCUGCCAUCAUUGGGGAGAAACUGUGCAUGAAGAUUGGAAAUGGUUCAUGGUGCCCAUCUGGGAGGGAAUGGACACUAUCAACUUGUGGCCACAAUUAUGCUGUAUGGCACAAGUAGUGCCCCUUUAGGUUGACCCUACCUCUGUAGCGGGUGUACACGGAAAUGGAAUGGGAAUUCUGUGCCUUCUUAAUUACAUACUUAUGAUUGUAAUGCAUGGUAAAACUGAAGUUCUUAAGUCACUUCGUUAGUAACUUAUGUAUUGUAAGUUAUAUAGCCCACUUAAGUAGCUGCGCCUUGUAUCUGUCUUAUGUAACAAUAGCAGCUUUGUGUCUGCAACAUAUAACAAUAAACUGCUCUUUAAUAAUAAUAAGUU